Chiloscyllium plagiosum (whitespotted bambooshark) is the source of this 6059-nucleotide messenger RNA. The record is from RefSeq and is a predicted model, not a curated record. NCBI's taxonomy places the organism in Eukaryota, Metazoa, Chordata, Chondrichthyes, Orectolobiformes, Hemiscylliidae.
UCUCGUGUACGGACACGGUCAGAAAAGCUCUCCAGGUGAUAUCCUUAACGUUGCUCACAUCAAAAAUAGGAUAUUGAUAUGCAGCUAGUUUUUUUUUCUGUCAGAAUUGACACAACAAUAUGGCAAUGGCGACUAUUCUGAUGAGCCGAGUGUCCACCAUUUUUUUGCUAUGCAUUUCUGACCUGGUUUCCGAACACCUUCGCUACUCGAUUCCCGAGGAAAUGGAACGUGGAACCUUUGUUGGCAACGCCGCUGACGAUCUAGGAUUAAAGGUUUGGGAGUUACCGACUCGCAAAUUGCUGCUGGUUUCUGAUUACUCGAAGAAAUACAUGGAGGUAAAUGUAGAAAUUGGUUUCCUGUUUGUUAAUGAAAGAAUCGACAGAGAACAGCUUUGUAGCAAAACCGCUGCAUGUUCUCUCUCUUUCCAAAUCACGCUCCAUGAUCCUUUGGAAAUGUAUCCCGUUGAAGUGGAGAUACUAGACGUAAAUGAUAAUUCACCCGUCUUUUCCAGGAAGGAAUUCUAUUUGCAAAUCAAUGAGUUAAAUGCGCCGGGCGCUCGCUUCCCUCUCGAGAGUGCGCGUGACCUGGACGUGGGUACAAACACAAUCAACACAUACCAGAUCAAUCCGAACGAGCACUUCGGUAUUAAAGUGCAGACAAGAAGAGGGGGGAAUAAAAAUGUCGAGCUGGUAUUAAAGAGGUCUUUGGACCGUGAACAACAGUCAAUGUUUACUCUGGUAUUGACAGCCAUCGAUGGUGGGAUUCCGCAGAGAUCAGGCACAGCGCGGAUCAUCAUUAAUGUCAUGGACGCAAAUGACAACACCCCCGUAUUCGAUCAUGAAACCUACAGGGCGUCAGCGGUAGAAAACAUUGCGAAUGGCACUUUAGUGCUAAGAGUUCAUGCUGCUGAUAUUGACGAAGGGACAAACGCGGAGAUAACAUAUUCCUUCACUCAUUACGUUUCCCAGAAUAUUCGUGAUUCGUUCAAAUUGGAUCCUGUGUCUGGAGAAAUCAGAGUUCGAGGUGUACUAGAUUUUGAAGAAACAAAUGUUUAUGAAUUUGACGUCGAAGCAAUGAACUCUGCUCCCCCUGAAUUGUCAACUCUUGCAAAUGUUGUCAUCGAUGUCAUUGACACUAAUGAUAAUAGUCCUGUGUUGCAAGUUACGAUGGUGUCCGGUGCUGUGCGGGAAGAUGCUUCUUCGGGAAUUAGUAUAGCACUGAUCAGCGUCACGGAUCGCGAUUCUGGCGAAUAUGGGGAAGUUCAUUGUCAGAUCCCAGAGAAUAUUCCCUUCAAGAUUGAAAAAUAUUUGAAGGGCAACUACAAGUUGAUUACCAAUGGCUUUCUGGAUCAUGAGAUUACCCCACUGUACAACAUCUCCAUUUCAGCCUGGGACGGUGGAUUUCCUCCUCUUUCAGCAAGUACAUUAAUUGUGGUUUCAGUAAUUGAUGUCAAUGAUAAUUCACCAAGUUUUACACAGUCGUCAUAUAACGUGUAUCUGAUGGAGAAUAAUGCACCCGGUGCUUCUAUAUUUGCUGUUAGUGCAAAUGAUGCUGAUUUGAAUCAGAAUGCGGAAAUCUCUUAUUCCAUUGUCGACAAUCGACAGAAGGAAGAAAUACCUUCCUCUGCGUACUUUACAAUGAACUCCAAAAAUGGGAACAUUUACGCGCUUCGCUCCUUCGACUACGAGCAACAGAAACAUUUCCAGGUGAAAGUUCAAGCUCAGGAUGCUGGGUCGCCUCCAUCGACCAGCACUGCCUUCGUGAACGUUAUUAUUUUGGAUCAAAAUGACAAUGCACCCAUUAUUGUUUCACCUUUAACAUGGAACAACUCAGCAACAGUGGAGGUAAUACCCCAUUCAACACAUCCAGGAUAUCUGGUCACCAAGGUAGUUGCCACGGAUGAAGACUCUGGUCAGAACGCAAGGCUUUCCUACGAGUUAUUGGAAACAACUGAUCCUAGUCUCUUUACUGUUGGACAUCUCUCUGGAGAAAUUAGAGCAACGCGAGCAUUUAGUGAUCAAGAUAUCUUUGCCGUGCGCGUAGUCCUCUGCGUGAAGGACAAUGGGCAGCCGAGCCUUUCCAGCAGCGCCACAAUAUCCUUUAUCGUAAUGUCCAAUGUUACUGAGAAAUCAUUUGAACAACGUGAUGAACCCAGACACUCGGAUUUUUUUUCAGGUAUAAAUAGUUAUCUAAUCAUAAUUUUCGGAUCCACUUCCUUUUUGUUUCUCAUAAUAAUAUUAUUUUUGCUCACCCUGAAGUGCAGACAAGAUAGAAAUACUACUGAAGUAUAUAGCUCUGCAGUCUGUUGUUGUAAUGGGAGAAAUUCGACUGAUGGCAUUAAUCGGACACCAACAGGAAGGGAUCCUUUGAAUUAUACCGGGGCAGUUCAGACCGGAAGUUAUCAUUACAGUGUGUGCUUGUCACCGGAAUCAUCGAAGAGUGACUUUCUGUUUUUAAAACCUUGUCAUUCUACGUUGCCUUUCAACGAUCGGAGUGUUCGUGACAGCAACGCAAGAAGACGCAUCAGUAUGACAAUGGCCACUAUUCUGAUGAGCCGAGUGUCCACCAUUUUUUUGCUCUGCAUUUCUGUCCUGGUUUCCGAACAACUUCGCUACUCGAUUCCCGAAGAAGUGGAACGUGGAACAUAUGUUGGCAACGCCGCUGAAGAUCUAGGAUUAAAGGUUUGGGAAUUAUCAAGUCGCAAAUUUCUUCUGAUUUCUGAUUACUCGAAACAAUACAUGGAGAUAAAUGUAGAAAAUGGUUUCUUGUUCGUUAAUGAAGGCAUCGACAGAGAACAGCUUUGUAGCAAAACCGCUGCAUGUUCUCUCUCUUUCCAAAUCACGCUCGAUAAUCCUUUGGAAAUGUAUUCCGUUGAAGUGGAGAUACUAGACGUAAAUGAUAAUUCACCCGUCUUUUCCAGGAAGGAAUUCUAUUUGCAAAUCAAUGAGUUAAAUGCACCGGGCGCUCGCUUCCCUCUCGAGAGCGCGCGUGAUCUGGACGUGGGUACAAAUACAAUCAACACAUACCAGAUCAGUCCGAACGAGCACUUCAUUAUUAAAGUGCAGACAAGAAGAGGAGGCAGUAAACGUGCCGAACUGGUAUUAAAGAGGCCUUUGGACCGUGAACAACAGUCAAUGUUUACUCUGGUAUUGACAGCCAUUGAUGGUGGGAUUCCGCAGAGAUCUGGCACAGCGCGGAUCAUCAUUAAUGUCAUGGACGCAAAUGAUAAUGCCCCCGUAUUCGAUCAUGAAACCUACAGGACGUCAACGUUAGAAAACACUGUGAAUGGCUCUUUGGUGCUAAGAGUUCAUGCUACUGAUAUUGAUGAAGGGACAAACGCGGAGGUAACAUAUUCUUUCACCCAUGAUGUUUCCCAGAAUAUUCGUGAUUUGUUCAAAUUGGAUCCUGUGUCUGGAGAAAUCAGAGUUCGAGGUGUACUAGAUUUUGAAGAAACAAAUGUUUAUGAAUUUGACGUCCAAGCAAUGAACUCCGCUCCACCUGAAUUGUCAACUCUUGCAAAUGUCGUCAUCGAUGUUGUUGACACGAACGAUAAUCGUCCUGUUUUGCAAGUUACGAUGGUGUCCAGUGCUUUGCGAGAAGAUACUUCUUCGGGAAUUAGUAUAGCACUGAUCAGCGUCACGGAUCGCGAUUCUGGCGAAUAUGGGGAAGUUCAUUGUCAGAUCCCAGAGAAUAUUCCCUUCAAGAUUGAAAAAUCUUUGAAGGGCAACUACAAGUUGAUUACCAAUGGCUUUCUGGAUCAUGAGAUUACUCCACUGUACAACAUCUCCAUUUCAGCCUGGGACGGUGGAUUUCCUCCUCUUUCAACAAGUACAUUAAUUGUGGUUUCAGUAAUUGAUGUCAAUGAUAAUUCACCAAGUUUUACACAGUCGUCAUAUAACGUGUAUCUGAUGGAGAAUAACGCACCCGGUGCUUCUAUAUUUGCUGUUAGUGCAAAUGAUGCUGAUUUGAAUCAGAAUGCGGAAAUCUCUUAUUCCAUUGUCGACAAUCGACAGCAAGAAGAAAUACCUUCCUCUGCGUACUUUACAAUGAACUCCAAAAAUGGGAACAUUUACGCGUUGCGAUCCUUCGACUACGAGCGACAGAAACAUUUCCAGGUGAAAGUUCAAGCUCAGGAUGCUGGGUCUCCUCCAUUGAGCAGCACUGCCUUCGUGAACGUUAUUAUUUUGGAUCAAAAUGACAAUGCACCCAUUAUUGUUUCACCUCGAACAUGGAACAGCUCAGCAACAGUGGAGGUAAUACCCCAUUCAACACAUCCAGGAUAUCUAGUCACGAAGGUAAUUGCCACGGAUGAAGACUCUGGUCAGAACGCAAGGCUUUCCUACGAGUUAUUGGAAGCCACUGAUCCUAGUCUCUUUACUGUUGGACAUCUCUCUGGAGAAAUUAGAGCAACGCGAGCAUUUAGUGAUCAAGAUAUCUUUGUCGUGCGCGUAGUCCUCUGCGUGAAGGACAAUGGGCAGCCGAGCCUUUCCAGCAGCGCCACAAUAUCCUUUAUCGUAAUGUCCAAUGUCACUGAGAAAUCAUUUGAACGACGUGAUGAACCCAGACACUCGGAUUUUUUUUCAGGUAUAAAUAGUUAUCUAAUCAUAAUUUUCGGAUCCACUUCCUUUUUGUUUCUCAUAAUAAUAUUAUUUUUGCUCACCCUGAAGUGCAGACAAGAUAGAAAUACUGCUGAAAUUUAUAGCUCUUCAGUCUGUUGUUGUAAUGGGAGAAAUUCGACUGAUGGCUUUAAUCGGACACCAACAGGAAGGGAUCCUUUGAAUUAUACCGGGGCAGUUCAGACCGGAAGUUAUCAUUACAGUGUGUGCUUGUCACCGGAAUCAUCGAAGAGUGACUUUCUGUUUUUAAAACCUUGUCAUCCUACGUUGCCUUUCAACGAUCGGAGUGUUCGUGACAGCAACGCAAUAAACUAACUACGACAACAAACUAUUCUUUCUGUGGCAGUUUGUAUUUCUCUUCUCUUUGAAGACCGGAUGGCACCUUCAUAUCAACGCAUUGCAGGAAAGAAGACAUUAAUUUUGGACUUGAGAGUGCUCUGUGAAACAGUGAUUAGAGAACAAGAUGUUAUUUUUUGCAAUCAUAUGCGUUAAGGUGUCAACUGUGGUUAAUUUCACAGGAUUCUUACCAGAUUAUCCCACCAUCGUCUCUCCGUUGUGCGCAACACGCUCGACGCUUUGUAUGGCUGUUUAACAUUUGAUGUGGGCUCACAGCAUAUCCUGCGAUAGUUUACAAUUACUCACCUUCAAAUGUUCGAGGGAUGUUUGCGCCAGCCUAUAAUUUAGAAGAUUCAAAUCAGAAUUCAAAUCUUCUAAACGUAAAAUGCAAGCUGCAUGUCGCGUAUCCUUCAAACGGCAAGCAAUACUGUCCGUGAUGUUCAACUCUUGAUAACAAAGACAUCUGGCACAAGUUAAAAAGGAAAUCCUGUUACUGAUCUCAUGUAUAUCAAUCAGUUCCUCUGCCACUAUUUCAAAGAAUAGGGGAGUGUCCUUGUCAUUGUUCAUCACGACAUCAAUAAAAUUGAUUAAUUAUCCCUUGCCACGUAGCAUUUUGUAGGAAUGUAGAAUCAGAGAACCGUAUUACAGAAGAGGCCAUUCAACCAUCGAGUUUAUCCCGCCAAAAAUACACUAAAUCUACACUCGCCCCACUUUCCCUUUGAAUGUUAUGAUGCUUCAAAUGUUCAUCCAAGUACUUUUAAAUGUGAGAUUACCGUCAAAAGUUAACCUUGCAAGCAAUUGAUGUCAAAGUUCGUCACACCACCAUGAUAUUUUCAUUUGAAAGGUUCGGCCUGAGUCAAGAAGCUCUUUUAGGGAUCCUGAAUCAGAGAAAUGUAUUGUGAAAUCACAAUUUCUUCUCUGCUUUAACCACUGUUUUAUGUUAUCAAUUGGUUAAUGCUUUGGACGUUAUUAGUAUUUUCUGGCUAUGUUCACUUAUUAGUAAAAUAGUUUGGAAAUUAACAUUGAGAAGGGGAAUAGUUCAUGUCCGCACCACAAGAAGCAUUAUUUUAGAGUUUACAACCACAGUGUCCCUUAUCUGCAAUGCAG